This is a messenger RNA of Rhodamnia argentea, 1125 nucleotides long. RefSeq names its product putative F-box protein At5g55150. Gene Ontology annotation, molecular function: protein binding. Bases 1 to 1125 code for a protein of 374 amino acids. Lineage: Eukaryota; Viridiplantae; Streptophyta; Magnoliopsida; Myrtales; Myrtaceae. The record is from RefSeq and is a predicted model, not a curated record. The transcript has a single exon.
AUGGCGGGAUACCGACCAGAAAACAAAGAAAGUACCACGCUGGUCGAUCGUUCAGGUCUCCCGUCACAUGCGCUCGAGUUCAUUGCAUAUAGAUUACCCACGGAAGACCUUAUCGAUUUCAGCCAAACAUGUUCUUACUGGCGCAAUGUCGUUGUCCAGCUUCGAGGAAGUUUCGAACUAAGGAUCAGCGUCCCGUGGCUGCUGAUCAUGGACCAGACACGUCCCGAUUUAUGCGGCUUCUUCAGCCCGCGGCGGCGGAGCUUCUACGAGUUCCCCUUGCCGCAAGUGCGGGGCAGGAGGUGCUUGUCUUCGCGGGGUUGGAUUAUGACGAUCGGAAGCGAUAGGGACGUCCAGAUGUUCAAUCCUCUGCCUCGCGGACGCGCCCGCACUGAAGGUUCAGCGUCGAAGCCACAGGGCCUCCCCAUCACCGACCGUCAAAUCGGUAAGUUCGUGCUUUCGACGUGCCCCUCUUCAUCCGCGCAGCCCGAGAUCAUGGUUCUCUGCGAUUCCGACCGGCGGUUGGGGUUAUGGAACUACCGAGACAAUGCGUGGACCAUGGUCAGUCCCGACAGGAUAUACAUGGACCUAAUAUACCACGAAUGCAGAUUUCUAGCCGUGGACGCGAUCGGAACGAUUAGGGCGUUCGAAGCGAAGCAAGAUGGACCGAAUCCUGCCACAGAUGGCCGAGUCGUGGCACGGAGGCCACGCGGAUUGAUCGAUUUCAAGCGCUUCAAAAAGCAUUAUCUCGUGGAGUGGUCAGGAUCGCUCUUGGUGGUCACCCAAGAAUGGCAAGAUGAGUUCGAGACCUCCGGUUUUCAAGCCUUCUUGCUCGACUUGGAAGCGAGCACUUGGACCAAGGUCGACAGCUUGGGCAAUACAUCUCUGUUCUUGGGUCUCAACUCGUCUUUCUCCAUGGAGGUUACCGAUCAACACGGCGGCAUCGAGCCCAACUGUAUUUACUUCACGGACGAUCGCACGUACAAGCUUACCAAAGGUGAAGACAUGGGCAUCUAUCACAUGGCCGACGGCCGAAUCGAACCGCUCUUCGGCGACGGCACGCCGGUUUGUCCCAAUUCCACACCUUUGUGGAUAGAGCCCCAGUGCGGAGUGAGCGAGGACUACUGA